AUGCUGCUCCUGGCCAUAUUUGCGGCCGCAACUCAAACCUGGGUCCUGCGUGACUGUGGACGGGGUUUGUUCUCUACAUGCGCAGAAGCCAAUAAGCAGUCAAUAGGGUGGAUCAAAGCCGUUGAGGAUGUGCUCGAUAUUUCCCAUCGAACAUCAUCCGUGCCGAUUGAGGGUAUACAAGCAAUUAGCAUUGCGUCAUUCGUUUUGUUGAACAUGGAAGGAUUUACUCGAAGAACCAAGGCAUUGUUUAACAUGGCUCUUAAUUUGUCGCGAGACCUGGGACUCCACUAUCUGGACCAUCCGUCCAACGCGCAAUCCGCAAAUUCAGCCCAGACGGAGAUUGGAAGGAGGGUGUGGUGGUAUCUAGUGGCAACCGAUUGGAUAAUUCCUGCAAUGAGGUUCAAUGGUGGACUCCAGGGCUAUUAUAACUGUCACCCACGCCACAUGCUGGUCAGAAAACCCCUGAAUGUUAAUGACGAGGACGUUAUAGAUGGCAUGAGUUGUAUCGACCAGCCGCUAUCUCAACCAACAACCAUGUCGUUCACUUUGCAAAGACUCCGUUCAUCCGAGAUAUCCCGCAGGAUGGUUGACCGUACUCCUUUGAUGAUGGGUCGCGCCGGCGGUCCAAGCCACGACGUUGUUAUGGAUAUCGAUACUGAGUACCAAACGCUCUUAAACGAUACCCCGCCAUUCUUCUCCAUGCCAGUCGCAGAUCUUACCACAACCUACCAACUCUCUCCGUCCCGCGCAGCAAACAUCGCUCACCAAGGAUACAUGUUAUACUCCCUAAUCCACGCCCAGCGGUGCACACUCCACUUCCCGUAUUUCAGCCGCAGCUUCGCGGACCCCGCAUAUGCCUCCUCCCGGGACAUCUGCCUACGAUCCGCGCGGCUAGUCAUCCAGACGGAAUCGCAACUCGAAAACUCAAAAACCGCAGCAACACGUUACAGGUUCCUCGCAUUUCUGGUAGCUGUGUUUAUGGCUAGCAUUGUGGUGCUGAUGGAUUUGUGUUAUGACAAGGCGCCGUGCCAGCAGGAGCAACAUCGAGGGGAACUUGCGGAAGCGAUAAGGAUACUUGAGCAAGCGCGACAUGAGUCGGAGACUGCAGCUAGAUUCCUGGACUCGCUGAUGCAUAUACUGCGCAAGCACAAGGUGUUGCCACCGAAGCGGACCCAGCUGGGGUGGCAAGUGAACAGCUUUCGGGUGGGGUAG
Lachnellula hyalina is the source of this 1212-nucleotide messenger RNA. RefSeq names its product putative transcription factor lepB. The transcript is spliced from 2 exons. The coding region runs from base 1 to 1212 and encodes 403 amino acids. The record is from RefSeq and is a predicted model, not a curated record. Lineage: Eukaryota; Fungi; Ascomycota; Leotiomycetes; Helotiales; Lachnaceae.